AUGAGCCUCAGCUCUGCCUCGACGCCCAGGGGCGCCGCCCCUCCAGCGGUUUUGCUGGCGGGCCGGCGCAUGCCCCUGAAGGUGCUCGCCACGCAGACAAUCCGCCGCGCGCCGCCGCAGCAGCCAGCUGGCGGCGCUGCCGCGGUCCCCGGCGGCGUGGUGACGCGCAUGGCCCAGCUGGUGCGCGCCGUGUCGCAGCCGCGGCUCCGCCGCCCGCUCGACAUGCCUGUUCGUGAGCCGGCUGCCGCCAGUCUGCGGCCGCUGACGCUGCCAUGGCCCGGCAGGCGGCAGCAGGAGCAGGACCAGCAGCAGCGGGAGCAGCAGCAGCAGCAGUCAGGCGGCGCGGCGUCGGCGCCCUCAACCAGCGGCAGGGGUGAUGCUCUGGGCGCGUUUGACGCUUGGUGGGCGGCCCUGCCGUCGCGGCACAAGGUGUUGGUUGGCGGCUUCCUGUCGUUCAUCAUCUGCAACAUGGACAAGGUCAACAUGAGUGUGGCCAUCAUCCCCAUGGCCCAGGAGUUUGGCUGGAGCCCCUCAGUGGCCGGCCUGGUGCAGUCGUCCUUCUUCUGGGGCUACAUUCUCAGCCAGCUGCCCGGCGGCUACCUCUCCAGCCGCCACGGCGGCCGCCGCACGCUGCCCGCGGGCGUCACCAUGUUCUCGCUCGCCACCGCGGCGGUGCCGCUGCUGGCGGGCACGGUACCCGGCCUCUGCUUCUCCCGCGCCGCGGUCGGCCUCGGCGAGGCCAUCGCGCCGAGCGCCGCCACCGACAUGGUGGCGCGCAUCGUGCCGCCGGAGGAGCGCUCGCGCGCGGUUUCGUUCGUGUUUGCUGGCCUCCACUUCGGCAGCAUCGUCGGCCUCGUCGCGUCGCCGUGGCUGAUCGCCAACGUGGGGUGGCCGUCCGUCUUCCUCUCGUUCGGCGUGGCCGGGCUGUUCUGGAGCUCGUGGUUUGAGGGCCUCAUGGCUGACCUGGCGAAGGCCGACCCCGACAUCGCCGCGGCGCUGACGUCGGACCGCCUCUCCGCGGCCCCCGGCGGCGCGGCGGCCGAGGAGGCGCUCGCCGGCGGCGGCGGCCACGGCGCGCACGCGGCGGGCCCGCUGUCGGGGCACGUGCCGUGGCGGGCGUUCCUGCGGUCGCGCGGCGUGCAGGCGCUGAUGUACACACACUUCUGGUGA
Messenger RNA from Monoraphidium neglectum, 1170 nucleotides. RefSeq names its product putative anion transporter 6. The record is from RefSeq and is a predicted model, not a curated record. Gene Ontology annotation, molecular function: transmembrane transporter activity. The transcript has 2 exons. Bases 1 to 1170 code for a protein of 389 amino acids. Gene Ontology annotation, biological process: transmembrane transport. Lineage: Eukaryota; Viridiplantae; Chlorophyta; Chlorophyceae; Sphaeropleales; Selenastraceae.